Zalophus californianus (California sea lion) is the source of this 2170-nucleotide messenger RNA. RefSeq names its product ANTXR like (gene ANTXRL). The transcript has 17 exons. Bases 206 to 1966 code for a protein of 586 amino acids. NCBI's taxonomy places the organism in Eukaryota, Metazoa, Chordata, Mammalia, Carnivora, Otariidae. Gene Ontology annotation, cellular component: membrane. The record is from RefSeq and is a predicted model, not a curated record. Gene Ontology annotation, molecular function: signaling receptor activity.
CGCAGGUAGUAGGGCCAUCGCCCCAGAGCCAGCCACUUGCUUCUUCCGCCCAAAGGGCAGGUAGCAGGUGGAGGCUUGAAGUGCGUCUUGGGAAAGGGCUGGAGAGGAGGAGGCCUCCUUGGCACGGGAGGAGUCCAAGGAGGCAGCUGCUUGAGUUUACCUGAAGUGACCAGCAUCCAGCAGCGCCGCAAGGGCGGCCCAGAAAAUGGGGAGCCGCAGCCUGGGCUUGCCAUGCCCCGCACUUUUCCUGCUGCUGGUGCUGCGGCCUCCACUGCUCAGAGCCGGAAGCUUCCUGCAGACCGUCCAGAGCUCAGAAAUGUAUGACUUUGAUCUGGACACUGACCUGGACCCAGAAAUAUAUGACACCGGUCUGCAGACCGUCCAGAAUCCAGGCAAUCAGAACACGAAUAACCAACACCACCACCUCCGCCCACCUGAGAAAGUCCCCCAGCCCAACAGCAACCCGAGCCACAAUUCCCAGGAGACCCUGGCAGAAGAGUCGAAAAACUGCAGAGGCGAAUUUGAUCUUUACUUCCUCUUGGACAAGUCGGGCAGUGUGAACAACAACUGGAUGGACAUUCACAACAUGGUGGAAGAUUUGGUCAAUAAGUUUGAUAACCCAAAUCUGCGGGUGUCCUUCAUCACCUUCUCCACAGAUGGCCACACCCUCAUGAAACUCACAUCAGACAGAAAUGAAAUACGUGAGAGUCUUGCUAAACUCCAGAAUGUAGUGCCUUCUGGAGCCACAAACAUGCAGGAAGGAUUUAAAAAGGCAAAUGAGCAGAUUCAACAAGCAAACACUCGAGAAAAAAAGACUCCCAGCAUUAUUUUCGCUCUGACCGAUGGAACUCUGCUGCCACAGCCCUAUGGAAAGACCAAGUCGGAAGCUGAAAAGGCUCAGAAACUGGGGGCAAUUGUUUUCUGCAUUGGUGUAAAAGACUAUAUGAAAAACCAGCUGUUGGACAUUGCAGACAGCCCAGAUCACGUGUUUGGAGUGGACGAUGGAUUUAAGGGACUACGAAACAUCAUAGGAAAACUCGUGGCUAAGUCUUGUAUGGAUAUUACAAAAGUGGAGCCUUCCUCUUUCUGUGCGGGAGAAAACUACGAAUUGAAUGUUACUGGAACAGGCUUUAAUAACGCAAGGAACAAAAACGAAGUUAUCUGUAGAUUCAUCUUCAGCGAAAAUAAAUUCUUCGAUAAAAAAGCUGCCUCUGUGGAAGACACCACCAUGAUGUGCCCGGGAGAAACGAUAGAUAAUCCAGAUCAGGUGGUCUUCAUUGAAGUUAGCCUGAAUAAUGGCAUCAACUUCAUCAGCAACGGUGCUAACAUCACCAGCAAGAACUGUGUGAGUGCCAGGAAUGUGCCAGAGGAGACUCCAGUUCCCGUUCCAGCUGUUUCUCCACCAACCGAGCCUCCCCCACCACCUAGCAAAACAUAUCUUCCAGAUAUCAACCCUCUCUGCUUGGCUUUGCUCCUCCCAGCCCUAUUCUUAAUCCUGUCUACUAUCUGGUGCAUCUGGCGAUGUUGCUCCAGAAGGACUGUCAAGGAGCCACCACCAGUGCACAUAAUAGAAAGGGAGCCGGUGAGGAAAUGCAUACAGCCGUGCCCAACAAUGAUUGUCCCCUGUGGGUGCCAAGAUGGCGGGAUAAGACGGAUAGAGGGCAAACUGGAUACCCUGUGUGACUUUGUUCAAACCUGCAACCAGGUGCCAUUGAUGUGGUGUCAGCCUAGGAACAAGGGUCGGUUCUUCAACUUCACCCUAGUGAAGUCCCCCUGCAGGCAGUUGCCCUGCUGCCCAAAGAUCUGCCUUCCACCCACCCAGACAUGCUUCCCCCUCAACAGCUGCUGCUCACAGUACCAACACUCUCCACCCAUGUGCUCCCGGGUCUCCUCCAGGAUGCUGCCGCUGAUCUCUCCCCCUACCCGAGCAGUCUGCGGAACCACUUUGUCACUCCCGCCCCCAUAGCCCAGCCUCUAACGCACCAAAACCCCAAGAUUAUUAAGAGCCCUUUGUGCACUGAAUUAGACAUAUGUAUCGAGUCUUGGUUUACAGUCAAAGGAGGUGGAAUCUGUCGCUGAUCAGCAAGCGAGUUGGUUACCUGGAGAACAUCACUCCACUGUGUGAGACAUACAGUCUAUGCUGCUCCUGCCAGGACAAAGCACCCUGGUG